AUGGCGACUGCUGCGUGCAGUACGCAGAGUACACUAAACCCAUGCGCGGGCAAACUGCACAGAGAGCAUCCGCGGAGGACUAAAGACUCUCGGAGAAGACAGGCUGCGCUUUUAUUCCUCACUAAUAUAUCCCUGGACGGACGGCCUGUGCGGAACAAUGCGGGCCCGGGUGAUGCUGAACUCCGGUGCGCUGAAAUCGGCGCGGUUGCACGCGAACUGUCCGCUGCGGCGAGUAGCGACGGGACCUUUAACAACCUGUCAGUCCCUAGACUCGGGCUGCUCAACGUCCCACCCAUUCUGGUUUUGCCGUCGGACCCUGAGCUCUGUAAAUCCGCGAGCACCGAGUUGUUAUUGGACAGAGAGAGGGACUCGUCGUUCUCAUCGCAGGGUAAUCUGCUCACUCCCGGAGGUCUGCCGCACACUCCGCUCGGACCGCGGAAGUCACCGACGUUGCUGUCAGUGCAGAGCUGCGGCUCUUCGCUAGAGUCUCGUCCGCGGAGUCGUAAUCCAUCUGGUUCUCCCCGUCCACGCUCCAUGAAGAAAGUUCACUUUAUUAGGAACAUGAGGCAGUAUGACACCAGGGGAAGCAGGAUUGUGCUAAUCUGUGCCAAAAGGUCUUUGUGUGCUGCCUUCUCAGUGCUGCCGUAUGGAGAGAGUUUCUACAUCAGUGACCCUCGCUUGGAUGACCAGCGGCGGAGACACUCAUCCGGUGGGAUAUCCUCCACACUGGAGAUGUUUCCUGGCAUGGAGGGGGUGGAGCUUGGCAUGUACGGCAGGACGGUGUCAUAUGCUCAGUUCCUGUACCCUACAAAUGCUCUUGACCGCCACAAACCCUCGGUGCCCGUGGAUCUGGCGCUACCUAUGCCCUAUUCCAGAAACAGCAUCCCGCACAGUUAUCCACCCUCCCGCCUCAACAGUGCUGUGGGCCUUGACCUAGGUCUUGAAGACAGCGAUUAUGACCCUAACAUGCUCAGCGACCCCCAGUGGCCGUGUGGGAAACACAAAAGAGUUCUCAUCUUUGCCUCGUAUAUGACAACAGUAAUAGAGUACGUCAAGCCAUCAGAUCUAAAGAAAGACAUGAAUGAGACUUUCAAGGAAAAAUUUCCCAACAUCAAACUCACACUGAGCAAAAUCAGAAGUCUAAAGAGAGAAAUCCGCUCAGUGGGUGAGGAGUCCGGUCUGCAGCCGGUCACAAUAGCGAUGGCGUACGUAUAUUUCGAGAAGCUGGUGCUACAGGGACAUCUGAACAAGCAGAACAGAAAGCUGGUGACGGCCGCUUGUCUCCUGCUCGCUGCUAAGAUCAGCAGUGAUCUGAAGAAACAGGAGGUCAAACAACUGAUUGAUAAAUUAGAGGAGAGAUUUCGAAUAAGCCGUCGGGAGUUGAUCGUGGUCGAGUUCACCGUAUUGGUGGCUUUGGAAAUGGCUCUAUACUUACCGGAAAGUAAAGUCAUGCCUCACUACCGCAGGCUGGUUCAACAAACCUGACAUGUGAACAUGGCAUGAAAAAGUGGUGAUGCCCGUCGGUGGUGUCAGUGCAAGCACACAUUAAUACAACGCUCUGAUCCAAAUGAUGCUACUUUUAGCACUCAGGCCAGUGUUAUUUAUUUUCAUACCACCAUGGGAAUUGUGUUAAAGGAAAGAUCUAGAAGUUAAAAAGAGACUUUUCAUUUAAAACACUUAGAAGGGAAGUGUGUGAAGAGUGCAUGCAUGCUUGUUUUAAACAUUCCAUAUCUAUUUACCAAAAAAUAACAUUUAUUUAUAGAUGUCACCUUUUGUGUAUUUUAGAUGUAUCAUCCACUGUAACAUGAAAGCACUUUUUCUAAACAUAAUGCAAUAAUAAUAUAACCAUUAGCACAGAUGUCACGCGAAUAUGCACUUAUUUUUAUAACAUACUUCCAUAGCAUUACCGAGUGACUGAUCCUACAAUGCCGUACCGUAGUAUUCAAACCUAAUCUCUUUAUGUCUCUGACAGCCUUAUUGUGGGACUCUGCUGCACUUUAUUGAAAAGAGUGCUCUAUAUUAGAGCUAAUAUGUGAAAAGGCACAUUGGCUGUGCUGCUAUGUCUGGAUCUAGAAUGAAUUUAUAUUUAUAUGUCUAAACUUUGUCAAAAACUAUAGACGUGACAUCACAGUGUACUGUUUUAUGAGAUGGAUAUAAACACAUUGUUAGCAAUAGAAUGAGACUCUAGAUGUUAAACAGGGUUUUACCCCCACAAUCUAUGCAAUAUUUAAAGCGUUACUCUAGACAAAUAUUAAAAUUACCCCAUGAUGUAUUCACCCUCAACCAAUUCGAAAUACACAUGUCCAUCAUCUUUCAGACGAACACAAAUGUACUCUGAAAGAUGAUGGACGUGUAUUUCGGAUUGCUUGAGGGUGAGUAAAUCAUGGGGUAAUUUUGGUUUUUGGCUGGAGUGUCGCUUUAACAUUAUAUAUUUUUCCAUUUAAUUGCAAAACAUAUCACACCUACCCAGCAGAAAGGCUCUGUUGUUGUGUGAAAGGUCAUGUGUGUGGUUUUGUACUUUAUAGAAUGAUUUAUUUUAUAUAUGUUUAAUGCAUUUUAGUCCUUGUUUCUAUUAUGUACUGUCAAUGUUGGCCACAGUUUCCGUUAUAUUUUUAUGAUUGUAGAAUAAUUUUUCCUUUAAUGUCCUUAUCCUGAUACUGUGACCUUGAGAGGUCCAAACUGAGACAUUUGCACGUUUUUGAUCCUUUGCAGUGAGACGCAGUGUUUAUUUUGUUCAUGAUGCUGGGUUGCUGCUGCCAUCUGCAGGAAACAUUUUGCAAUCACAGUGUGUCAAUAAAAAAAAUUAUAAGGAAGGUAAAGGCAUACUAGAUAUUUGGAAAUAACACAUAGAGGAGACUGUUUUCAAGUUUUUUAUUUAUUUAUUUUUUGUAAUUGUUAUGCUUGUGUUUAAGAAUCCCUUAGCUAAAUAAAAUAGCAUUCAGUUAAAGUGCCUGUGAGUUUUUUGUUGAAAGUAAUGGGAUUGUAUUUAGAGAUUUACACUGUGAUUUUAUUAUAAUCUGUAAUACUUCCUGCACAUUUGUCCUGUUAGAAUUGUCUAUUGUAAAAAUGUGCAAAUAUAAACCAGCUGUUUAAACUGAGAAAUAUGCUAAUAAAUCCUCUUACUUGUAGCCAGUUAAUAAGUUAUUGAGUGUUUUAUUAACAGUGUGUUUACUUUGUUUCAUUAGUGGUUUUGCAUACACUUUAAAAAUAAACGCUGCUAAAUAGCACUAAAAGUAGUUCACUGGCUUGUAGGGGUUUGACGAGAUCUCGCGAGAUUAAAUAUGUAUCACAAAUUGAAUUAGGU
Messenger RNA from Paramisgurnus dabryanus, 3304 nucleotides. The record is from RefSeq and is a predicted model, not a curated record. NCBI's taxonomy places the organism in Eukaryota, Metazoa, Chordata, Actinopteri, Cypriniformes, Cobitidae.